Etheostoma spectabile (orangethroat darter) is the source of this 5197-nucleotide messenger RNA. RefSeq names its product phosphorylase kinase, beta (gene phkb). The record is from RefSeq and is a predicted model, not a curated record. Gene Ontology annotation, biological process: glycogen metabolic process. Gene Ontology annotation, molecular function: calmodulin binding. Lineage: Eukaryota; Metazoa; Chordata; Actinopteri; Perciformes; Percidae. Gene Ontology annotation, cellular component: phosphorylase kinase complex.
GAAAUCAUUUAACUUGCUAGCGAAUUUGUCACAGUAGGGUAAACAUGGCGAGCCUAGCAGAUGUCGGUUGGAAACUCCUGGAAUUCAAAGCCCGAUCAAACAGAUCAGGUUCCAUCUAUGAACCUCUCAAGCUGUCCACUCUCCAGCGGGAUGAUGAGCCCCUAUGGGAGAAGCUGGACCGUUACUACAAUGCUGUCAAGACAACCAUUCUGAACUACCAGAGUCCGACCACCGGCCUUUUCCCCGUCAAAACGUGCUCCACCUGCAAGGAGGCCAAGGUCCGGGACUCCCUCUACUGUGCUGCCAGUGCCUGGGCCCUGGCGAUGGCCCACCGACGCAUUGAUGACGAUAUGGGGCGAACCCAUGAAUUGGAGCAUUCUGCCAUCAAGUGCAUGAGAGGGAUCCUCUACUGCUACAUGAGGCAGGCUGAUAAGGUGGAGCAGUUUAAACAGGAUCCCAGCCCCUCCAAGUGUCUGCACUCUGUGUUUGACGUAGACACGGGGGACGAGGUUCACUCCUACAACGACUACCACCACCUGCAGAUCGAUGCUGUUUCUCUGUUUCUGCUGUAUCUGGUGGAGAUGAUCUGCUCUGGUCUGCAGAUCAUUUACAACACAGAUGAGGUUUCCUUCAUCCAGAACCUGGUGUUCUGCGUGGAACGGGCCUACAGGGUGCCUGACUACGGCAUGUGGGAGAGAGGCAGCAAAUACAACAAUGGCAGCACGGAGCUGCACUCCAGUUCAGCUCUGACUGGGAUGUGUUUUGCUCUGCAGGGCUGUUCCUGGUCGGUGAUAUUUGUGGAUCUGGACGCCCACAACAGGAACCGACAAACCCUGUGCUCCCUACUGCCCCGAGAGUCCCGCUCACACAACACAGAUGCAGCCUUGCUUCCAACCAUAAGCUAUCCUGCGUUUGCAGUAGAUGACGAUGCCCUCUACAGUCAGACGCUGGACAAGAUUGUCCGCAAGCUGCGGGGCAAAUACGGCUUCAAACGUUUCCUCCGCGAUGGCUACCGCACCACCAACGAAGACAAGAAUCGCCGCUACUACAAACCUGCUGAAAUGAAGCUUUUUGAUGGAAUCGAGUGCGAGUUUCCCAUAUUUUUCAUCUACAUGAUGAUUGACGGGGUGUUCAGAGGAAAUAAAGCUCAGGUCAGAGAAUACCAGGACCUCCUUCAACCCAUCAUAUUCCUGUCUAAUGAGGGCCAUGCUGUGAUCCCCAAAUACUACUACGUCCCGGCUGACUUUGUGGAAGCGGAGCAAAACAAGCAUGGAAGCCAGAAGCGUUUCCCUAGCAACUCUGGCCGUGAUGGGAUGUUCUUCCUGUGUGGUCAGGCCCUUUACAACAUCGCCAUGCUGCUGGUGGAUGAGCUGAUCAGCCCUAAAGAUAUUGACCCCAUCCACCGGUACGUUCUACCAGAGCAGCGCAACGUCAGCAUGCGAUACUCCAAUCAGGGUCCCAUAGACAAUGAUGUUGUGAUUCAUGUGGCCCUGGUCGCAGAGAGCCAGAGACUUCAGGUGUUUUUGAACACCUAUGGCAUUCAGACCCAGACGCCCCAGCAGGUGGAGCCCAUCCAGAUCUGGCCUCAGAAGGAGCUGGUCAAGGCAUAUCGUUUCCUUGCCAUAAAUAAGAAGCUGGGGUUGAGUGGGCGUCCAGAGAGGCCAGUGGGCUGCAUUGGCACAUGCAAGAUUUAUCGUAUCCUGGGCAAGACGGUGGUGUGCUACCCAAUAGUGUUUGAUCUAAGUGACUUUUACUUGUCCCAAGAUGUCAUGCUGCUGAUUGAUGAUAUUAAGAAUGCCUUGCAGUUCAUCAAACAGUGCUGGAAGAUGCAGGGACGUCCUCUCUUCCUGGUUCUCAUUCGCGAGGAUAACAUCAAGGGGAGCCGCUUCAACCCAGUCCUGGACAUGCUGGCCUCAUUCAAGAAAGGCAACAUCGGAGGGGUCAAAGUUCACGUGGACAGACUUCAGACGCUGAUAUCUGGAGCCGUGGUGGAACAGUUGGACUUCCUGCGUGUCAACGAGGCGGAGAUCCCCGAGUUUAAGAGCUUUGAGGAGUUGGAGCUGCCGAAGCACUCCAAGGUGAAGAGACAGACGAGCACGCCCAACGCCUCCGACCUGGAGCAGCAGCCAGAGAUCAACGUGGAAGAGUGGCUGCAGAAGCCCACCAAUGAGAUCAUCCAGAAGUUCCACGACUGCGACUGCUUGGCCAGUCAGGCUCAGCUUGCAGCCAUCCUUCUUAGGAGAGAAGGACCAGACUUCCUGGCCAAAGAUGAGAACCUGAGGGAUGAGCUGGAGAGACUCUACAGAAGAGCUGGCAGCAGAAAGCUUUGGCCGGCAGUGCGCCAUGCUGCUGCCAUUAUCAAGAAGUUCGCCAGCUCUUUGGCUCCUCACAUCACCACAAUACUGGUGCAUGGGAAACAGGUGACCCUCGGCCUAUUCGGGCAAGAGGAGGAGGUGAUCUCCAACCCGCUGUCACCAGGGGUGAUCCAGGGCAUCAUCUACAGCAAGUGCUCCCCUCAGGGUGGGGAGCGGGAGGCCGUUCUGCAGCAAGAGCUGGUCAUCCAUAUCGGAUGGAUUAUCUCCAACACCCCGGAGCUGUUCAGCGGCAUGCUCAAGAUCAGAGUCGGAUGGAUUGUCCAGGCCAUGAAACAUGAGCUGAAGAUCCGGGCGGGAGACAUGCCCCCCCAGGACAUCUACCAGCUGUCCCCCAGCGACAUCAAGCAGCUUCUGCUGGACGUCCUGCAGCCACAACACACCGGCAGGUCUUGGCUGAACAGGCGUCAGAUCGAUGGCUCUCUGAACAGAACCCCUCUGGGCUUUCAUGAUCGUGUGUGGCAGAUCCUGGAGAGGACCCCCAAUGGUUUUACGGUGGCUGGGACUUACCUCCCACAGCAACCGACACUGUCUGACAUGACCAUGUAUGAGAUGAACUUCUCCCUGCUGGUGGAGGACACACUGAAGAAAAUCGUCCUGCCUGAGUACAGACAAAUCAUAGUAGAGCUGCUGAUGGUGGUGUCCAUCGUGCUGGAGAGAAACCCGGAGCUGGAGUUCAGUGACAAGGUGGAUCUGGACGAUCUGGUCAAGCAAGCCUUCAAUGAUUUCCAGAGGGAUCGCAGCCGCUUGGAAGGCAUAGAGAAGCAGGAUGGCAUGGAGGCAUUCUACAACACCCCACCGAUGGGAAAGAGAGGCACCUCCAGCUACCUGACCAAGGCUGUGAUGAUCCUUUUGCUGCAGGGGGAUGUCAAGCCCUGCAAGGACGACCCGUGCUCUGUUAGCUAGAUUUACAACGCUUUGACCCCCCCAGCCCGGCCUGCUGCAGUGUAGUCUUUAAAUGGUCCGCCAAGGUCUACUGAGUAUCCAUCACAUGUAUUCAGAAGAGAACCUCUAACCUCUGCCGUCCCCCCUGCAGGAGGACUCUGCCCGCUCCUGCAAGCGACCUUUUCCCUGGACUUUGUCCUUAACAGCUACAGCCUCCAUAGGUGUAGAUGAGCAUGUCUGCAGUUUGCUCCAGUCGUUAAAAUACAUCCAGCCAUCAUGUUUAAUAUAACAACAUCAAUGUUAAGAAUUGGGGGAAAUACUCAUCAUCAGGUCCUUGUUGAUUUUACCUCUACACAUUUCUACACAGUAUCCUAACUGUGCUGUGUAAGAUUUUAAUACAAUUCUAGUUAUUUUAUUUUAUUUUUUACCAUUAGUGGCUAGUCAUGUCAAAUGACACAUAACUAGCUAAUCACAUACCAUAACUAGCAAGCUGUUGUGUUAUCCUCUGCCUGGAUGCUGUAGAUUAGCACGUCUGCACUGUGUUCCAAGGGUUAAUAUACUAGAGGUCCACCGGUUGUGCUUAACUCACUAGCACCUGUAUAACCUUGCACCUCUUGUUGUUGCCAGAGUUCAGUGUCCCAGCCGUGUAUUCAAACUCAAAAGUGUUAAUUAAUUAAUUACCAUCGCUGGCUAGCUAUGUCAAAAUGGUACCCGGCAACGAUCUACUGUUAUUGUGCCCUUUCAUCAAAUAUACCUAUUUUCUUAAAAGAAACAAUCUAAAUUAAAUUAAUUGAAGGAAAAAAAUUACACUGGUGAUAAUAGCUUUGGGUUAGCUUAUCUUAGCUUAGCAUUAACACUGAAAACUGGGGGGGGGGAGCUAACCUGGCUUUGUCCAAAGUUAAAAUGUUAUGCUAACUUAAGCUAAGCUAGCAGGUUGCUGGCAGUAGCUUAAUUUUUAGCGUACAGUCAUGAGAGUUGUGUUAAUCUUCUCGUCGAACGCUCUGUAACAAAGAGAAUCAUCAUCUAUAAAAAAAAUGACAAACUAUUUUUUUAAUAUUUGGCUCUGCUUAAAAAUCCAAAUGUACAAAUGUUUUGUAUUCAGGCACUUAAAAAGAAUGCAACUAUGAACUCUGAGAAACGAACAAUGAUAUUAGAUACAAUAAUUGCAGUAACCUAUAGCUUUUACAUAGUAAGUCAGUACAAGCUCAUGAUGUAUCAUUUGGGGUUCUCAGAUUGAUGCGUUUGGCUGCCAGGGACCUUUCAAAUGUAUCAUAUAUCACCAGAUAUAAAAAGUAGGUACUUUUGCCAUGUUCCAUCAGUAUAACUUUAUGAAUUUUCAUCUGGUUAUCUUCAUCUAAACCAUCUAUAGGGCUUUGGCAUUAGAAGGUUUUAGAACCGCUGCAUAGAGAUAUUUGGUUUUCAUGUGAAUUUUCAGCUGACGUGAGGUGUUUGGUGCACUAUGUUGAGUUUCUCUUAGUGGAACGCUGUGUCCUCUUACCUCUAUGCAUGCACAGUUUGCCGCAUGACAACAGGUCCGGUUUGCUAUAACCAUGGGGACAGUUUCUCUGAAUGUGAUAGGCUACAAAAUAGAGUUCCUGAGAGGCCUGUUUUGCACAGUAGGGCUCCGCAUGACAAUGACUACUGCUCAUCUGAAGUCCUGGGACUGAGGAACCUUUAGUUCAUGCUGUUUUGUUGAACGUGGGCAACAGUGAAGACUGUCAUCCUUCAGCAGAAAUCAUACAAAAUUCACUUUGAUUUAUUUUAAAGCAUGCCUUUCUAAAUAGCAUCACUGUGAUGAAUCUGCCCAACCUUGUCACGUGUGUGUCUGUGUCUGUGUGUGUGUGUGUGUAUGUUUGUGUGUUGUUUACCGUUGUUCAAAAGAAGUAUUUUUAACUUGAAACUGUAGAUUCAAAGAAUAAAGUUGACAUAGAGACUAUAAA